Messenger RNA from Microtus ochrogaster (prairie vole), 3336 nucleotides. It is a transcript of the gene Mms19, whose product is annotated as MMS19 homolog, cytosolic iron-sulfur assembly component. The coding region runs from base 16 to 2973 and encodes 985 amino acids. NCBI's taxonomy places the organism in Eukaryota, Metazoa, Chordata, Mammalia, Rodentia, Cricetidae. Gene Ontology annotation, cellular component: MMXD complex; cytosolic [4Fe-4S] assembly targeting complex. The record is from RefSeq and is a predicted model, not a curated record. The transcript is spliced from 30 exons.
UCUCUGGCUCGCGUCAUGGCUGCCGCCACCGCGCUGGAGGAGGCGGCGGCGCCCGUGGGCGCCCUGUGUGGCCUCGUGCAAGACUUCGUCAUGGGCCAGCAGGAGGGGCCCGCUGACCAGGUGGCUGCAGAUGUGAAAUCCGGUGGCUAUACAGUGUUACAAGUGGUAGAAGCCCUUGGGUCAUCUCUGGAAAAUCCAGAACCCCGAACUCGGGCACGAGGAAUCCAGCUUUUGUCACAGGUGCUGCUCCAGUGUCACUCCUUGCUCCUGGAGAAGGAAGUGGUACAUCUGAUCCUGUUCUAUGAGAACCGACUGAAGGACCAUCAUCUUGUGAUCCCAUCUGUCCUCCAGGGCCUGAGGGCACUGAGCAUGUCUGUGGCCCUGCCUCCUGGGCUGGCUGUCUCUGUACUUAAAGCCAUCUUCCAGGAGAUACAUGUACAGUCCCUGCUACAAGUAGAUCGCCAUACAGUAUUCAGUAUCAUCACUAACUUCAUGCGAUCACGGGAAGAAGAGUUGAAGGGCCUAGGAGCUGACUUCACAUUUGGCUUCAUCCAGGUGAUGGAUGGAGAAAAGGAUCCUCGUAAUCUUUUGGUGGCUUUCCGCAUUGUCCAUGACCUCAUCUCCAAGGACUACAGUCUGGGACCUUUUGUGGAAGAGUUAUUUGAAGUGACAUCUUGUUAUUUCCCUAUUGAUUUUACCCCUCCACCUAAUGAUCCCUAUGGCAUCCAGAGAGAUGAUCUCAUCCUGAGUCUCCGUGCUGUGCUGGCUUCUACACCACGUUUUGCUGAGUUCUUGCUGCCUCUGCUGAUUGAGAAAGUGGAUUCUGAGAUUUUAAGUGCCAAGCUGGAUUCUCUGCAAACUCUGAAUGCUUGCUGUGCUGUAUAUGGACAAAAGGAACUAAAGGACUUCCUCCCGAGCCUUUGGGCUUCUAUCCGCAGAGAGGUGUUCCAGACGGCAAGUGAGCGCGUAGAGGCAGAGGGCCUGGCAGCCCUCCACUCCCUGACUGCGUGUUUGUCUUGUUCUGUGCUGAGGGCUGAUGCUGAGGACCUCCUUGACUCCUUCCUCAGCACCAUUCUACAGGACUGCAGGCAUCAUCUAUGUGAACCAGAUAUGAAACUGGUGUGGCCUAGUGCCAAGCUGUUGCAGGCUGCUGCAGGUGCAUCUGCCCGGGCCUGUGAGCACAUCACCCGCAACGUGCUUCCCUUGCUCCUGGAACAGUUCCACAAGCACAGUCAGAGCAACCAGCGACGGACAAUCCUUGAAAUGCUCCUGGGUUUCUUAAAGCUACAGCAGAAAUGGAACUAUGAAGAGAAAGAUGAAAGGCCUCUGACUAGCUUCAAGGACCAGCUGUGCUCAUUGGUAUUCAUGGCUCUAACAGACCCCAGCACCCAGCUUCAGCUUGUUGGCAUCCGGACACUCACAGUUUUAGGUUCUCAGCCAGAUCUUCUGUCUUCUGGGGACUUGGAGCUGGCAGUAGGUCACCUGUACCGACUGAGCUUCCUGGAGGAAGAUUCCCAGAGUUGUCGGGUGGCAGCACUGGAGGCAUCUGGAACCCUGACCACACUCUAUCCUGGAGCCUUCAGCAGCCACCUGCUACCCAAGCUUGCUAAGGAGCUACAUAAAGGUGAGUCAGAUGUGGCUAGAGAAGAUGGCCUCAUGAAAAGUUCUCGGCAUUUCUACUGUCUGCAAGCUUUGUCAGCCAUUUCAACACAUCCCAGCAUUGUCAGGGAGACACUGCCUGUGCUGCUGCAGCAUCUCUGUCAAGCAAACAAAGGGAAUAUGGUUACAGAACCCAGUGAAAUUACUGCUAUCUGUCAAAGUCUCCAGCAAGUGGCAGAAAAAUGCCAGCAGGACCCUGAGAGCUACUGGUAUUUCCACGAGACAGCUGUACCCUGCCUGUUUGGUUUGGCUGUCCAGGCUUCCAUGCCAGAGAAGGAAUCCUCAGUUCUGAGAAGAGUACUAUUGGAGGAUGAGGUCUUGGCUGCCUUGGCAUCUGUCAUUGGAACUGCUACUACCCACCUGAGCCCUGAACUAGCUGCCCAGAGUGUCAUGUGCAUCGUGCCCCUCUUCUUAGAUGGCAACACCUCCUUUCUACCUGAGAAUAGCUUCCCAAGCCGAUUCCAGCCAUUCCAGAGUAGCUCCUCUACACAGAGACGACUGGUUGCACUGCUUACAGCUUUUGUCUGCUCCCUGCCACGAAAUGUGGAAAUCCCUCAGCUGAACCGACUGAUGCGGGAGCUUCUGGAGCAGAGCUGCUGCCACAGCUGCCCCUUUUCUUCCACUGCUGCCGCCAAGUGCUUCGCAGGACUCCUCAACAAGCACCCUCCAGGGCAGCAGUUGGAUGAAUUCCUCCAGCUUGCUAUGGACACAGUGGAGACUGGCCUGGCUUCUGGAUCUUCUCGUAAUCAGGCUUUCGCUCUGCUGCUCUGGGUAACCAAGGCUUUAGUGCUCAGAUACCAUCCUCUCAGCACCUGCCUUACCACCCGAUCUAACCCCAGUUUUUUUCCUAAGCAUCAUCUUUUUCUUUUUCCCUCAGAUGUGAAGCCAAACUAUCUAAAGGGUCUGUCUCAUGUACUCAACAGGCUGCCCAAGCCUGUGCUUUUACCAGAGCUGCCCACACUCCUUUCCUUGCUGCUGGAGGCACUGUCCUGCCCUGAUUCCGUGGUCCAGCUUUCUACUCUCAGCUGUCUCCAGCCCCUUCUACUGGAAGCACCCCAAAUCAUGAGUCUUCAUGUUGAUACUCUGGUCACCAAAUUCCUGACCCUCAGCUCCAGUCCUUCAAUGGCUGUCCGGAUUGCUGCUCUGCAGUGUAUGCAUGCCCUCACUCGCCUGCCCACUCCUGUGCUACUGCCAUACAAAUCCCAGGUGAUCCGGGCCUUAGCCAAGCCUCUGGAUGACAAGAAGAGACUUGUACGCAAGGAAGCAGUAUCUGCGAGGGGAGAAUGGUUUCUGCUGGGGAGCCCAGGUAGCUGAACCCUUGGUCCUGGCCUAGCCCCUUCUGACAAUCUAACCUGCAGGGACUAACUAUUGAGCCACCCUCCAAGGCAAGGAGACCACUGACCUGUCUUCCCCCAUGGAUGUAGUACAGAUGCUGGGUCCCUCAUGCAUGGCUGUGCAAGACAAGACACUUGAGUCCUGAUUUCUAGUGGAUUGUUGAAGAAACUGAAUGGGCCUUGUAUUUGAGGAAAAGAUGUUGGAUUUUGGAGCUCCCCUAUAUCAGGAAAAGGGAGCUGUCCUGCUGAAGGGUGAAUGCAAUUGAGUAUGACCUUGGGAGCCAGGGAUGGUGUUUUAAGUAUGUUCAUUUGCCAGAGAAUAAAAAGAUUUUUUUUUUGGUAA